AUGGAGCCGGUGACCACCGCCGUGCACCCGCUUGGCAGCUCCGAGGCGUCUAAUCGUAGCUGGUACUCACCCUCGAAGCGGCGCGCCGGCCUGGGUGCGAUGCGUCGCAACGAGCUGAUGAGCCGAACUGUUAACUUUACCGGAUUCGACAUGCAUACGUCUAGUGGUCUCUCAUUGGGGCCAAAUAGGACGAGCACCGUGUCAGAGAAGGACACCUCCACGAGCAGCGGCAGUAAGGGGUCCCCAGAAGACAGCGACAGCUUCAGUGACGCCUAUGAGAUGCCCACGCGCGCCUCUUUCGUGGACCAGCUGCUCGCUGUAGUAGCACGCUCGACACGGGAGCUCUGGCGGCGCAAGCUGGACCUGCUUUUAGAUAUCGCCGUGCCACUGAUCUUCAUCGCUGUGUCCAUUGCGUUGUGGGCCAUCUGGGGCACGCAGUACAACGAGGAGAUGACUUACGUUUCCACGAAUCUGGAGUCUGGCAACAUCGGUGCGGCCGGUCUUCGUGCACCGGCUACCUACGACUUCACGUGCAUGAGGCAGCCAGAAGGGACGCCAACGUUGGCUGAAUUCACACGCUGCAAGCCCAUGGACUACACCACCUGUGAUUCUGUCACGGGGGAGUGCAAGACACAGAGCAUCAUCACCUUUAUCUGCGAUGGCGACCCGAGCAUGCUUCCGCUGCCGGCGGAAUACGAGAUAUGCCGUGUAUCUUACGACUGGGAGGAACUCAUCACUGCAGGCUUAAGCUACUACUGGCGAUGGCUGUCAGCUGUCCCCACCCUCGACACGCUCAUUGGUCUCCAGUGGACGGCUCUGUCUGCGUACCGCUAUCUUCUGCCCUUCAUCGCGAAAACCAUGGCCGGGUUCGCCGCCAACACACGCUACAGUUCGAUUCUGUGCAGCGGCCAUCUAUACUUCGUAGGUGAGCGUGGCGUGACCUCGGAGCUGAUUGCGUACAUGAACAGGACCUCUGGGCUGUUUCAAUACGUGACGGACUUUCAGGUGUACAGCAGCGUCGCGGAGGCUCGCCGCGCUGGGAAGCGCCGUGGCCGUGUAUGGGCGAUCGUGGAGCUGCGACAGAUCGGCGAGGCGGGGCUGGAUCUUGUGCUGCACAUGAACAACUCCGCCCUGCCGUCGUUUGCGACCACGUACGACGAUGCGUACAGCGGCGGGGUGCUGUUCGACACGGCGGAGCUGUACAUGUUAUCCGGCUUCAACACGCUGCAGCAGCUGGUGUCGGAGUUCUACCUGAACACCUUCCACGACGCGCGGAUGAACAUGACGCAGAUGAUGGCGGCCACGGCCACUCCAGAGUACAACCGCGUGCCGCUGAUGGCGCAGGCGCGACAGGUACUACCGCUCAUCUUCUCCCUUGCCUUUCUGUACAGCGUGUCGCAGCAGACGAAGCGCAUCGUGCUGGAGAAAGAGCUGCGGAUCCGCGAGGCGAUGCUGAUCAUGGGGCUGAAGCAGUGGACGCUCUACGUGAGCGCGUUCAUUGUGCAGCUGGCGAUCUUUGUCCCGACGUGCGCGCUGUGCGUGGUGAUGCUGAAGCUGACAUACGUGACGAAGAGCGACCCGCUGAUUCUGUUCUUCAUCUUCUGCCUCUUCGCCCUCACGACGAUCCCGCUGUCCGGCAUGAUCGCUGCCUUCUUCAGCAAGUCGCGCCUGGCGUCGCUGGUGGCGCCGGUGGUGUACUUUAUCCUUGUGAUCCCGAUGUUCGCCAUGACCAACGCGCACGGCUUGAUCGUGACGUGGUUCUCCGUGUUUUCGCCGACGGGGUUUGCUGCGGCGCUGAACGUGUUCCUGCUGCACGAGUCUGGGAGCGGGUGCGGCGCGGCGGAGAUGAUGUCGAAUCGCGACAACCCGACGCUGGCGGUUGUGCUGGUGAUGCUGGCGGUGGACCUCUGCAUGUACUACGCGCUGAUGCUGUACCUGGACGCCGCUGUUCCGCAGGAGUGGGGCACACCGAAGCACCCGCUCUUCUUCAUCACGGAGCCGGUGCGGUGGUGCUGCGGGUCGAGCGCGCGCGUGCUGGAGGGCGGCGCCGACGGGCGCGCCGAGAACGGCGUGUUCGAGGAGACUGACUACUCGCAUGACUGUGUGUCAUUUCAGGGUAUUCGCAAGGAGUACUUGCGCGGCGGCAAGAGGUUCGUUGCGGUGAACAACCUGUACUGGGGGAUGCGCGAGGGCGAGAUCUCUGUGCUGCUGGGGCACAACGGCGCCGGCAAGACGACGGUGCUGAACAUGAUGACGGGGAUGGUCGAGCCGGACGCGGGCGACUGCUACGUCUACGGCAGCUCUGUGCGGACGGCAAAGGCGGACGUGCGGCAGCAGAUCGGGUACUGCCCGCAGCACAACAUUCUGUGGGGCGAGCUGACGUGCCGCGAGCACCUGGAGUUCUUUGGGCGGAUCAAGGGGUUGCGCGGGUGGGAGCUGGAGGACGCGAUGUGCCGGAUGUUGCACGAGACGGACUUGCUGGAGAAGAUGGACCAGCCCGCGAAGAGCCUGUCGGGCGGGCAGAAGCGGAAGCUGUCGAUCGCGGUCGCGUUUGUUGGCGGAAGUCGGGUGGUGUUCCUCGACGAGCCGACUGCAGGGCUGGACGUUGGCGCUCGGCGGCAGACGUGGGAGCUACUGAAGCGCAUGUCGCAUUCACGCACGCUCCUGUUGACGACGCACUACAUGGACGAGGCGGACCUGCUGGGGCAGCGAAUCGGGAUCAUGAGCCACGGGCGGCUGAAGUGCAGCGGCAGCAGCUUUUUCCUGAAGUCGCGGCUGGGCGUCGGCUACAACAUCGUCAUCUCCGUCGACCCCGAGCUAGAUCUCGAUGCUGUGGAUGACGUGGUGCUUGGAACGGUGGAUGGCGCGGAGCUGCUUAGGCGGAACGGGUGUGAGGUGUCGUACCAGCUGCCUGUGCAGAGCGUGAGCCAGUUCCCUUCGCUGCUGAACGAGAUUGACUCCGUGGAGGCGGACGGCAUCCGCGGCUACUCGCUGGCUGCGACGACGCUGGAGGAGGUGUUCCUGAAGGUGUCGGAGGAGGACAUCUUGGGCCGCAGCGAGGCUGCAGCGCAGGAGGGCGUGGAGCUAAUCUGGAACUGCGAGGUGGCGCCGUCAGCGCUAUGGCUGCAGUUCCGUGCGAUGAUCGUGAAGCGCUUCUGGAGCGCGCUGCGGGACCGCAAGAUGCAGUGCUUCCAGAUUGUGUGCCCGGUUGUGUGCAUCCUGAUUGCUAUGCUGCUGAACCUCGUGCAGUACCGAGAUCCUCAGUCGCUGACGUACAACUACUCGAUGUUCGCGAACCGGCCGACGUCAGUGCUGGACACAUCGUUCUGCGACGUUAUGUGGGGUGGGGCGCCGACGGGCGCGGUGGACUACGAGGUAAACGAGACUCACUUGACGGGUGCGCAGGCGCUGUCGGACUACCUGCUGGAUACAUGGUACGUGCACGACAUGCCGCGCUACGGCGCCGUGUCGUGCAUUGAUCGGAACGUGACGGCGCUGCUGAGAUUUGCGGAUGAGUGGCGCGGUACCAACGUGAACGUGUUCCUGUACAACUCCUCCUCGCACCACCAGGCUGGGCUGAGCCUCGCAACGUACUACGACCUGUUCAUCAAGUCCUUCCUCGGCCGCGACAGCGCGUUCAUGCGGUACGAGGCGGAGCUGUUCAACGAGCCUGCCAGCCAGUCGCAGCUGGGCUUCAUCUUCAUUGGCGCCCUGGUGAUGAUCCCGCUCACGUUCCUGCCAUCGAACCCUGUUGCGUGGGUGGUGAAGGAGCGGCAGUGCGGGUCGCGGCACCUGCAGGACCUGUGCGGGCUGAGCUUCCUCGUCUACUGGGCGGCCAACUAUACAUUCGACAUGGCGGCCUAUUCUGUCACGACGCUGCUGUGCAUCCUCAUCUUCUGUAUCUUCAACCGGCAGGAUUUCGUCGGUCCUGACCGCGUUGGCGGCACGUUUGUGUUGCUCAUGGUCUACGGGCUCACGAGCACCGCUGGCGCGUACGCGCUGAGCUUCCUGUUCAAGGAACACUCGUCUGCGCAGACGAUCGUGAUGGGUGUCGGCUUUGUUGCCGGGUUCCUUCUGUUGAUGCUGGUGUACGUGCUGACGCUGGAUCCGAGCAACGUGGACACAUCAGACAAGAUGCGGUGGGGAUUCCGGUUGAUCCCGUCGUACUGCAUCGGCGAGGGGCUAAUCGGGCUGCUGAUGCUGGAUAGCAAGCUGGCCAUGGGCACUGCAACCAGUGUUUGGGACAUGGACCAGCUUGGGUGGCCGCUGCUGUACAUGGCCGUGGAGUUCCCUGCGUUCUGGCUGAUUGUUCUGUUCGUGGACUACCCGGCGGUGAGCCGGUGCGUGCAGCGGCUGCACUACAACCGCGACGCGGAGCCGAUCAUCCCGAGCGACGAGGACUCGGACGUGGAGGACGAGCGCGAGGCUGUGUACGAGGCGGCGCAGAUGGGCGACACGACGAGCGACGUUGUGCGAGUGGUGAACCUGCAGAAGCGGUACGGGAACGGUAACAUUGCUGUGAAGGGUAUCACAUUCUCCAUCUUCCCUGGGGAGGUGUUCGGCUUCCUCGGCACGAACGGUGCUGGUAAGACGACGACGAUUUCGAUGCUGUGCCAGCAGUUCCUGCCGACGGGCGGCAGCGCGUACGUGUGCGGGUACGACAUCGUUGAGCAGAGCAAGGAGGCGCUGCAGUGCAUCGGGUACUGCCCGCAGUUCGACGCGACGCUGGACCUGCUGACGGUGGAGGAGCAGCUGGAGCUGUACGCUGGGAUCCGCGGGAUCGUGCGCGCGGAGUGGCCCGCGCUCGUGGACGCGCUGUGCACGCUGUGCGAGCUGACGAUGUACCGCAAGACGGUGACGAGUGCGCUGUCCGGUGGCAACCGGCGCAAGCUGUCUGUGGCGAUGGCGCUGGUGGGCGGUCCGCAGGUGGUCUUCCUGGACGAGCCGUCGGCCGGCAUGGACCCUGUGGCGCGGCGCGGGAUGUGGACUGCGAUCCAGCGCGCCGCAGGGUACUGCUCCGUUGUGCUGACGACGCACCACCUGGAGGAGGUGGAGGCGCUUGCGGACAUUGUGGCGAUCAUGGUGCGCGGGUACGUGCGGUGUGUCGGCGACAAGGUACACCUGAAGAACAAGUUCGGCAGCGCCUUCGAGGUGAGCGUGCGGCUGGCGUCGGCGCAGCACGCGGAGCGCUUUGCGUCGUUCAUGCAGGCGGCGUUCCCCGACGCUGUGCGGAACGAAGGCGAGGGUCGGCGGUUCGUGUACCAGCUGCCGCGCGAUCGCGGCUUCGGUGACGUGUUCCAGACGUUCCAGGCGAACAAGGAGCAGCUGCACAUCACGGACUACAGCGUGUCGCAGACGUCCAUUGAGCAAAUCUUUAUGAAGGUUCGGGGACUUGCGGUGAAUCUACGCUAG
Molecule: messenger RNA, 5412 nt
Organism: Leishmania major strain Friedlin
Lineage: Eukaryota; Euglenozoa; Kinetoplastea; Trypanosomatida; Trypanosomatidae
Gene: ABCA3
Product: putative ATP-binding cassette protein subfamily A,member 3
Exons: 1
Coding region: 1-5412 (1803 amino acids)
Biological process (GO): lipid transport; transmembrane transport
Cellular component (GO): membrane; intracellular membrane-bounded organelle
Molecular function (GO): ABC-type transporter activity; lipid carrier activity; ATP binding
Source: RefSeq, a predicted model, not a curated record